Molecule: messenger RNA, 792 nt
Organism: Microthlaspi erraticum
Lineage: Eukaryota; Viridiplantae; Streptophyta; Magnoliopsida; Brassicales; Brassicaceae
Source: the annotation of a GenBank genome assembly
AUGGCCACCACUAACUCUCUCCACCACCACCACUCCUCCUCCUCUUCUUACCAACACCCCCGCCACAAUCUCCAUUGCCAAUCUCACUUCGGACCAACUUCUCUCUCCCUCAAACAACCCACCUCCGCCUCCACAUUCUCAUCACUCAUCUGCUCUUCUUCCUCCUCCUCCUCCUCCGCCGUCGUCUCCGCCGCUGCUACUACCACAAACGCCUCCGCCGUGACCGCUGAAACCGCGACGAAAUUCGAUGUCCUAGCGAGCCAUCUCAUCAAUCAAGAUUUCAGGAAAGCCGACGAGGAAACUCGGAGGCUUCUCAUUCAGAUAGCAGGAGAAGCCGCCGUAAAACGCGGCUACGUGUUCUUCUCCGAGGUGAAAUCGAUCUCCGUCGAAGAUCUUCAAGCUAUCGACAACCUGUGGACGAAACACAGCGAUGGGAGGUUCGGAUACAGUGUGCAACGCAAAAUCUGGUUGAAAGUCAAGAAAGAUUUCACCAGAUUCUUCAUUAAAGUCGAGUGGAUGAAGCUUCUUGACACAGAGGUUGUUCAGUACAACUACAGAGCUUUCCCUGACGAGUUCAAGUGGGAGCUUAACGAUGAAAUGCCUCUAGGACACUUACCGCUCACAAACGCGUUGAGAGGAACGCAGCUUCUGAAAUGCGUUUUGAGCCAUCCCGCGUUUGUGAUAGCUGAUGAUGAUAACGAGGAACCAGACGAAUCGGAAAACAGAGGUGGGGCUAAAGCUAAAGAACCGAAGAAAGACACGAGAAUGUUUAAAACCGAUUACAAAUUCUGA